AUGGAGUGGGGAAAUGGGGAGGGUGGGGGUGGGGGUGGUUGCACUUACCUUGGCGAUCCACGUGCAGUGUCAGGCUCGCCUAUACCUGUCACCGCCUUCUACGUUCUCUCCUCAACUACCUCAUCAACAACGCUGAAGUGCCAUCAAAUCGAACAGUGCACUCACUCCACUCUACCGCAACGCUCCCUUGUCUUUGGGAGUCGACGUGCCCCUACUCUCUGCUUCUCCCUGCUCGCAAUCGCAGUA
Molecule: messenger RNA, 246 nt
Organism: Hydatigera taeniaeformis
Lineage: Eukaryota; Metazoa; Platyhelminthes; Cestoda; Cyclophyllidea; Taeniidae
Source: the annotation of a GenBank genome assembly